Molecule: messenger RNA, 671 nt
Organism: Phacochoerus africanus (Common warthog)
Lineage: Eukaryota; Metazoa; Chordata; Mammalia; Artiodactyla; Suidae
Gene: LLPH
Product: LLP homolog, long-term synaptic facilitation factor
Exons: 3
Coding region: 107-490 (127 amino acids)
Biological process (GO): dendrite extension
Cellular component (GO): nucleolus
Molecular function (GO): RNA binding
Source: RefSeq, a predicted model, not a curated record
CCCGGCGUGCAGCGGAGCUGCCUGCCCGGAAGGCGGAAGUUUAGGGACUUCCGGUCGGCGAGAGUGGCGUGUGGCGUCUAAGUUCCUGCGCUUUCUCAGGUAAAAUAUGGCUAAAAGUUUACGGAGUAAGUGGAAAAGGAAAAUGCGUGCUGAGAAGAGAAAAAAGAAUGCCCCAAAGGAGCUGAGCAGACUUAGAAAUAUUCUUAAAAUAGGUGGUGAUGUUUUAAUGAAAGAUGUUCAAGAAAUAGCAACCGUGGUGGAACCUAAACGUUGUCAAGAGAAAACCCAAUGUGUGGAGAAAGAUGAAACAGAUGACAUGAAAAUGGAAACUGAUAUUAAGAGAAACAAAAAGACUCUUUUAGACCAGCAUGGACAGUACCCCAUAUGGAUGAACCAGAGGCAAAGAAAAAGGCUGAAGGCAAAGCGAGAGAAAAAGAAGGGAAAAAGCAAAGCAAAAGCCUUGAAGGCAGCGAAGGGUUUGGCCUGGUAGACUUAAAAACAUGAAAAACGCCACGUGGGACAGAUCUUUGAUUAGAAUGUAUACAUUGAUUUCAGCUUCCAUCAAAUGAAAACUGUUUCAUUUUUUAACUUGGCCUUUUUCUUCAGUUCAAACCCAACAUAACUCCUCAAGUUUGUUUUGGUAACUUGAAUAAAAUAUUUUCUUUGAUGAA